Messenger RNA from Mytilus trossulus (common blue mussel), 975 nucleotides. Its product is annotated as probable E3 ubiquitin-protein ligase MID2. The transcript has a single exon. Bases 1 to 975 code for a protein of 324 amino acids. Lineage: Eukaryota; Metazoa; Mollusca; Bivalvia; Mytilida; Mytilidae. The record is from RefSeq and is a predicted model, not a curated record. Gene Ontology annotation, molecular function: zinc ion binding.
AUGGCAAGCAAACUUCCUUCUUCACGUUCCAAAUCUACUUUGUCAAUUACCAGUAAAGUAAUCACUUUACAAACAUCUGACGAAGCAUGUGGACCUUGCAAGAGGGAUAGUAGUGAAGACUAUGCUUUCUGUUGGUGCAUUGAUUGUGCUGAAGGACUGUGUUCAGACUGUGAGAAACAUCAUAAGAAGUCAAAGACAAGUAUUACACACAGGCUCAUACCGUUACUGAAACUAAAGGAUAUAAGUGACUUUUUAAGAAACUUUACACAAACAUGUUGUGACCAUACUGGAGGAAGUUUUACAUUUUACUGUAAAAGUCAUGACAAAUUGUGUUGUCCGGGUUGUGUAACAAUUCAUCAGAAGGAAUGCCAUGAAAUCAUUACCCUUGGAGAGGCCUCUGUUGACGCAAAGAAGAACGGAAAGAUCGAGGACUUAGGACUGCGAAUGAAAGAGGCACUAACAACGUUAAACGAGUUAGAAAAUCACAAGAAAGAAAAUAUUGGAAUGAUAAAUGCACAGAGAAAUGGAAUCAGAACAACAUUAAGUGAAAUGAGGCGAAAAGUUAAUGAUUAUUUAGAUUCACUGGAAAUGAGAAUUGAAGAAAAACUAUUACAAGCUCAUAAAGAGUGUAUAGAAAAACUACAAACCCAAACAAAAGACUUGGAAAAGAGAACAGAAACAUUGAAAACCUGGCAAAGCGAUAUCACCAUGGUGAAGGAUUUUGGAUCAGACAUACAUUCAUUUGUAAUGUCCAAAAGUCUGGAGAAUCUUAUGACAGAAUUGGAAACUUUCAAUAAAAAAUCAACUGAGAACUUUGUAGGACUGAAUCUGUCGUUUGUUACUUCAACAACAUUCGAAAACUUGCAAAAUACUGUUCAUGCAUUGGGUGAAAUUUCAGUUAACAAAUCCUCGACUGAGUUGAUCAUCACACCCAGAAAGUCUGCACGAAUAAAAAGUAAACUAGUUGUCAAGUAG